CAUAUAAGAACUAAUAUUGUUUUGUUUAUGGUAUUUGAUUUUUGUUUUUCUAAAUCCUGCCUCUUCGCCUAUUGCAAUAUGUGCAUCACUGCGAGUGGAAGGAUUUGAUUUUACUCCAAUAGAAAAUAAGCAAUUUAUCUAUGGGUUUUACCAACUGCAGUCAUUUACAAAAUGUUAGUAAAAUUAAAGGCUUAUUUUACUGUCAAGAGGCUGCUAUCGCGGAUUGCGAAUAAUGUGGGUCGAAGAGCUAUUCGACAAUGUUAUUUAGUCAAGGAUUAAUCACUGAUAUCAUAAACAGUAAUGUUAGCGAGAUAUCAUAAAUAUGCAAGUAUUUUUUAAUUAUAUUAUAUAGCAUUAUUAUUAUAUAUUAUUAUUUUAGUAUAAUAUUUAAUUGUAAAAUGCUCAUUUGUAGACCAAAUUUGGUAGAUAUAAUUUUUCCAGUUUUACCUUUUAUAAUAGAAAUAAAAUUGGUAAAUAUUAAUCAUAAAUAAAAUUAAAAAGUGUACUAAUGAAGAAAAAAUAAAAAUAUAAAAAAAUUUACUAGAUUUAUUCAGAAUAGUAUUGGUUUACUAGUUUGCUUGUGUGUGUGUGUGUGUGUGUGUGUGUGUGAGGAAAGUAGUUGGUGCUCCGAGUCCACCCGCCAGGGGGAGCGGAGGAAGAGCACGACGACGAGUCGACGAACGCAAAACCCUUCCCCAAACCCUAGAAAAAAAGUGUCGACUACGAUGCUCAACUCCAUUCGCCAUCGCCAUCGCCAUCGCCUCCUCAGACCCCCUUCUUCUCCACACGGCCUCGCCUUCCUCUUCCUCAAAUCCCUCUCCUCCACCACCUCCUCCGUCGCCCCCCACUCCCAAACCCUAACCUUCCUCAUCGACUCCUGCGGCUUGUCCCCCGAAUCCGCCAUUUCCGCGUCCCAGAAGCUGCGCUUCAAGAGCACCGAGAACCCUAGCGCCGUCCUCCGCCUCCUCCGCGACUACGGCUUCGGCGAGACCCACAUCUACACGAUCAUCUCCAGGCACCCGAACCUGCUCUCCUGCGAUUCGCACAGGAUCCUCAGGCCGAAGAUCGAAGCUCUCCGCAGCUUCGGCUUCUCCGGCGAGUCGCUGGCGCGCGUCCUCACCGUCCAACCGGCGCUGCUGACGCGGAGCCUGGAGAAGCACAUCAUCCCCUGCCUCACCUUCCUCCGCACCCUCCUCGCCUCCGACGGCGACUUCGUCUCCGUCUUCACCCGCUACCCCCGCGGCCUCAACGCCGACCUCAACAGGUCCAUCUUGCCCAUCCUCGCCGUCCUCCGCAAGCACAACCUGCCCGAGGACAGGAUCCCUAAGCUCGUCAAGAUCCAUCCGAGAAUCCUGAUUCUCACGCUCCGCCGCGCCAUCGAGAUCGUCGACGGGCUUAAGGCCGCCGGGGUCCUGCCGUCCGACCUCCUCUUCAUCUACGCGUUCCGCGCGGUCGCCGGACAGAAGAGCGCGAGCUGGGACCGGAAGAUGGCGCUCUUCAAGAGCUUCGGGCUGUCGGAGGCCGACGUCGUUUCGGCGUUCCGGAGGCACCCGUGGGUCAUGCUGACGUCCGAGGAGAAGCUACGGCGGGGCCUCGAGUUUUUUCUCCGUAGGCUGAAGUUUGCUCCGGACGACAUCCUUAAGCAUCCAAUUCUCCUGUGCUACAGCUUGGAGAAGAGGAUCCUUCCCAGGUGUGCGGUGAUCACUGUUCUGAAGAGGAAGGGGAAGUUGGAAGAGAGCUCGCCCCUCAUCCCGGCGCUGAUAGAGCCCGUGCCAUCAUUCUUGAAGAGAUUUGUGAUGCGGUAUCAGGAUGAUAUUCCUGAGGUUCUCAAGGCUUAUAACCGCGAAAUCAAAUUCAAUGGAUUUUAUAGGGGGCUUGGGCGGUCCAGUUCAGUUGGUUCCGAAAGUUUUCAAACCAAGAAGAAGAUUCUCACACAAAAGGAUAGAAAAGAUUUGGUUGGAGGAGAACAUCUUGCUAUUCUUCAGAUGCCGAGUUUGGUCGCGGGCCACCCGAGUUGGUCCUCUCGACAAACGCAAAACCCUCCUCCGAACCCUAGGAGAGAAAAAAAAAAAAUCUCUACUACGAUGCUCAACUCCAUUCGCCAUCGCCUCCUCCUCCUCCCCCCCACAAACCCUUCUCCCCCCAAAUCCCUCUCCCUAUGCUCCUCCUCCGUCGCCCCCUCCUCCCAAACCCUAACCUUCCUCAUCGACUCCUGCGGCUUGUCCCCCGAAUCCGCCCGGUCCGCGUCCCAGAAGCUCCUCUUCAAGAGCGCCGAGAACCCUAACGCCGUUCUCCGCCUCCUCCGCGACUACGGCUUCGGCGAGGCCCACAUCUCGAAGCUCAUCUCCAGCUACCCGGCCGUGCUCUCCAGCGACCCCCACAGCACCCUCCGGCCGAAGCUCGAAGCUCUCCGCAGCUUCGGCUUCUCCGGCGAGUCGCUGGCGCGCCUCCUCACCAACCAACCCGUGCUGCUGCGGCGGAGCCUGGAGAAGCACAUCAUCCCCUGCCUCACCUUCCUCCGCACCCUCCUCGCCGCCGAAGGCGACUUCGUCUCCGUCUUCGCCCGCAACCCCCACGGCCUCAACUCCGACCUCAGCAAGUCCAUCUUGCCCAUCCUCGGCGUCCUCCGCAAGCACAGCCUCCCCGAGGACAGGAUCUCCAAGCUCGUCAAGAUCCAUCCGAGAAUCCUGAUUCUCCGGCCCCUCCGCGUGAGCGAGAUCGUCGACCAGGUUAAGGCCGCCGGGGUCCCGACGUCCAGUCCGCUCUUCAUCUACGCCUUCGCCACCGUCGCCGGGCAGAAGAGGGCGCACUGGGACCGGAAGACGGCGGUCUUCAAGGGCUUCGGGCUGUCGGAGGCCGACGUCGUUUCGUCGUUCCGCAGGCACCCGUUGGUCAUGCAGACGUCCGAGCAGAAGAUACGGCGAGGCCUCGAGUUUCUUCUCCAUAGCCUGAAGCUUGCUCCGGACGACGUCGUUGGCAAUCCGAUUCUCCUGUGCUACAGCUUGGAGAAGAGGAUCCUUCCCAGGUGCGCCGUGAUGAGCCUUCUCAAGAGGGAGGGGAAGUUGGAGGAGAACUCGAGUGUCGUCCAGGCGCUGCUCGCGACCACGAGCUCGUUCUUGGAGAGAUUUGUGAUGAGGUACCAGGAUGAUGUUCCUGAGGUUCUCAAGGCUUAUAAUGGCGAGAUUAAAUCGAAUUCCAAGGAUGAUGAUUGGGAAGUCGAAUGAAGUAACGUUGCUCCAGUUCCAGUUUCAUUGCGGUGGCAAUCUAACCAACUCUUAGGAAAGGCAAUGGUAAGAAGGUAAGAGUUCAUUGAGCAACAUUUGCGUUUUGCAGUGGAUGAUGUUCCUGAUCUCCAAUUUAGAAGCUUAAUAAUACCUUUUCUUGUUGCUCAAAUAGUAUGCUGAACUGAACAAUUUUAAGUUGUUUUAUGAUCAGUUCUUGAUGCA
Molecule: messenger RNA, 3446 nt
Organism: Ananas comosus (pineapple)
Lineage: Eukaryota; Viridiplantae; Streptophyta; Magnoliopsida; Poales; Bromeliaceae
Exons: 3
Coding region: 726-3224 (832 amino acids)
Biological process (GO): regulation of DNA-templated transcription; chloroplast organization
Cellular component (GO): chloroplast
Molecular function (GO): double-stranded DNA binding
Source: RefSeq, a predicted model, not a curated record